Molecule: messenger RNA, 363 nt
Organism: Puccinia triticina
Lineage: Eukaryota; Fungi; Basidiomycota; Pucciniomycetes; Pucciniales; Pucciniaceae
Exons: 3
Coding region: 1-363 (120 amino acids)
Source: RefSeq, a predicted model, not a curated record
AUGCGAAACUCCAGCUUAUUUUUCCUCAUCGCGCUGCUAUACAUCCAAAGUGAAGUUGCCCAUGCUUUGGGCAUAAACCGGAAAUUCCUCUGCAACAGACCCUCCAAACCAAACGCCAAGGGCGUCUGUAUGGCGAGGAUCAAUAAAAAUGACCUUAUAAAAUACAGCGAUCCAAAGUUUUUGCGUAAUAGUGAUUGGAUUGCUUAUUCUGCCAAACCUAGCGCCCGAGGCUACACCUGUCAAGGAGUGAAGUUUGGCAGCCCUUUUGGGCAGGCACUAUUUUGUUGCAACCUCAAAAUUCCCCCACUUAACUACGUGGCCUUUACCGAUCAAGAGGUUACUCAAAAUUGCUAUCCUGCCUGA